Sclerotinia sclerotiorum 1980 UF-70 is the source of this 4428-nucleotide messenger RNA. RefSeq lists its product as hypothetical. Gene Ontology annotation, molecular function: protein binding. The record is from RefSeq and is a predicted model, not a curated record. Bases 1 to 4428 code for a protein of 1475 amino acids. The transcript is spliced from 4 exons. Lineage: Eukaryota; Fungi; Ascomycota; Leotiomycetes; Helotiales; Sclerotiniaceae.
AUGCCUUCGCAAAUGCCGUCAAGUUUUGCUUCUGCUGCAGCAGCAGCUGGUUCAGGUUCAGGUGCGGGUUCGAGUCGUGAUUCUCGAACUGGAAGGAACGAAAGUGCUCGUGGUACUGAAUGGGCAAGAAGAGAAAAUAGAUCUACCAAUGGCAGUGGCACAGUGACCUUCCGUCGUUCUUCUAACGCUCCCCACACACUAUCCGCACAAGCAGACAACCUUCCAGCACAGAGUCUCGAAGUCUCCGAGGACUUACCACAUCAACAAACUCAAUCAUACGAGCCAUCUGUUCCUGCAGAUCUUCGUUAUCCAAAACCUCAUCUUUUGGAUUUAUAUCAAAAACAUCGAGAAGCUAAAGAUUCUGGCGCACGCAAUGGUGACGUUUCAAGACUCUAUGUUGAAGGCUGGAACCCUGGUCAAUCAAUUGGAACAAAUGGUCGAGCAUGGGGUAAGGUUACUGAUGGCAGAGAGACUCAUGGUCCAGAUGCAUGCUGGGAUAUGACAGGUAGUCAGCGACCAGUUUCUUUGGAAGAGAUGACCGAAGAUGAGAAAAUUCUUUUUACUACUGACGUCAAUUCUCCCAUGAAACCACCACCCCAAAAUCAGAACAAGGGCCCGAGCGAACAAGGAUCAAACACUAAUGGUCGCAAAACCUCCAUUUCUCAUGGUUCUGCCAACUCUAAUUUCGCAGUUACCUCGCCAGCUUCCAGCAGACCUGGCACACGACGCAGAGAGACGAGUGAUGCAAUUCCAUUCGCUGCUGGAUUAGGAUCCCCUGCCGGAACUGGUCGAUUCCCUCGCGACGAGUCUUCUCCCUUUUUCACCCGCAAACUCACGGACCUGAAGGAUGAUGGAGACGACCGACCGGACGAACCAAAGAGCUCCCUGCCAUUCGGCCCAUUAAUGCGUUCCAAUACAGGUGGGGCUAAUUUGGGAAGCGCGCCGUUGUCUCCUUGGGGACCAGCGCCCACAAGCGCUACAAUGACUCCAAUGGGAACUUUUGGUGCCUUUGCAAUGCCAACUCCCACAACUCCAGGCGACAAACGACCAGCCUUCGGCAGCAUUCGUGGCGAGAGUCGGCUUGCACAUCUCAUGCCAAAGGAUAAAUCGGAGGAAAGUGCAUCGCAACCCGCCGAACGCCCAUGGAGAAGUAGACCUCGAACAGAUACAGACCCCUUUGGCGAAGAUAAUAUCCCUAGCGGCAGCGCUGGCCUUGGAGGUGGUCAGGAUACAAGCCCAACUUUGGAUCCUCAGCGAAAGGCACCAGGACUUGACACGCCGAUUCGUGGACUAUCGAGUGAUUUUGGAAUGUCUGACAUGCCUGGUUUCAGGGAUGCUCAGUUACGUGCUCAAAAUCACCAGACACCACAAGUACAGCAGCAAUACAAUGAGCCACUGAGCCCAGAUACUAAUCCUUAUCGUAGCCCACACGAGGAACGAAGAGACAGAAUUGGACACGAGGAAAAUUCUUUUGACGAUGAUCAUUCUCAUGACCGACCUCAACCAUUAGGAGGAAUCCCGGAGCAUACACCAAAUGCUUUUAGUAAUCUUUCCAGAAACUUCGGCAGUGGAGCUUUUGAUGGAAGCGAUCGUAGCCAAACGUCCAGUGUCGUAGGUGGUGUGUCCCGGGGACCAUUCACGGCUUUAGCCGGACUUCCAUCUUUGAGUAACAUUGGUAAUAUGGGUGGGUGGCCAACAAACAAUAUGGUUUCGACACCGGAUCGCGAAAGUCGAUCGGUAUUCCCGAGUGCAUUUGGAAACUCCAUAUUUGCGCCCAUGGGUGAGUUACCAUCUCCAAUUCAUAGCUCUAUGGGUGGCGGCAUGUUUGGCCAUGGCAACCCAAUGGGAUCUAUUGGACGUGGAAGUAAGCUCGGAUCUUUGUUCCCUCCCGCUAUGCAGGCUCAAAUGCAGGGCGCAGAGAACGAUAAUUCUGGUGAAAUUGGAGACCUAAGACAAAACAGCGCAUUUGGAGCGAUUGGCCGGACCCCCUUGCACAGCCAUGGCUCAUUCUUCGGUUCUGAACCCCGCACCCAGGAACCAUUUUCUGGAGCGGAUUCCCAGCCUAGUACAAUCGUUCCACAAGCUCCUUCGGCUCAAUCUAAUUACCCACAAACCCAAAUUGGGUCGGAUUCUGCACCAGGUCAACUUCCUAAUGCUCAACAACGUACUAUGGUUAUGCCAGACAGAAUGAGAUGGAUUUACCUUGAUUCACAAGGACAGCCUCAAGGACCUUGGUCUGGAUUGGAAAUGCAUGAUUGGUACAAGGCCAAUUUCUUUACGGCUGAUCUCUCGGUCAAAAAACUUGAAGACACUGAGUUUGAACCGCUUGGUCAGCUUAUCCGUCGCAUUGGUAAUUCACGCGAACCAUUCCUGGUCCCUCAAAUGGGCAUUCAGCAUGGACUCCCUACCACCCAAGCUACACCAUUCGCCUCCGCUGCUACAGCCCCUGCUGUUCAACCUGGAUCUGUUCAACCUCCCUUUGCUGGAGCUUUCCCGAGUUUUGGUACUACGUUGACUGCCGAGCAACAAAACAAUCUGGAGAGACGCAAGCAAGAGGAACAAUACCUCAUGGCUAGACAGAGGGAGUUCUUGGCGCAACAACAGGUCGGCUUGAAGCAAAUGCAAAUGGGGGGUCUUCCUUCCACCUUGCACCAUCAUUCAAGUGCUCAUAGCUUGCAAAGUCAACCUAGCUUUGGUAGCAUGACAUCGCCAAUUUCUAUGCCACCACAACCUCCAAUGCCCGGUGGGUUCUUUGAAGCUGGCCCCAGACCCGGCCUAUCUCAGAUGAUGGGAGGUAUGCCCAAUGAAUAUCUUCACGAUGAUUUAGCUCGCCUUGGCCUCCAAGACCGUCAGCAAGCCGGAGCGGUUGGUGCACAAACCUCUCAAGCUCAGCAAAUUAAUGCUCUUUUUGGUCAACCUCAGCAUAUUGGCACGCAACGUGAGCCGCCUCGGGCAGAACAGAAUGACCCUCAAGGUUAUGUAGCUCGUCUUCGACAAUUUGAACAGCUUAGAGCUGAACAUGAUGCAGAGGAAGCAGCUCAAUCCUCCGCUAAUGACGAAGCCACUUCUUUGGCACAAGCUCAACCGGAACCACAGGAACAGCAGUCACAAUACGAAGAAGAGACCGUGUUAGAAAAAACCCCAGCACCAAAAUCUCCCGAGGUUCCCUCUUUGACUCAGCAGAUCAAGGAUCAACAAGCAGCUUCCACCGCCGCAGCACCUGCUAAGCAGUCUCCCAUUUCUGCUCCUCAACCCGAGUCCCCUUGGGCAAAGGUGAAUACUAGUCUCCCAAUGCCUUUCCCACCCCCUGCACAAUCGAUGACACCUCUUCCUGCUCCAACUGCUCAAAGAGGUCGCUCAGGCUUGCCGGACUCAUUACAUGCUGAAGUUCAAUCACGCUCUGAGACUCCCGAAGUAGUUAGUGCUGGACCAACCCUUGCUCCAUGGGCUGUUCAACCAGUCGAGGCUCCUAAAGGUCCUUCUCUUAAGGAGAUUCAAGAAGCCGAAGCCAAGAAGGCUGCUAAAGCAGAGGAAGCUGCCGCUGCUGCACGUCGUGCCCUUCAUGAACAAGAAAUGAAGUUGCUAGCUAGCCAACCAGCUGCACCCGCUCCUGGUCUUCCAACAACAUCUACCUGGGGAGCUACAGCUACACCCACAACUCCUUCUAAUGCCCCCUCUGUCUGGGCCAAGCCUGUCGCAGCCAAGACUCCCGUAGCUACCACUUCUUCCAAGAAGACGCUCGCAGAGAUUCAAAGAGAAGAAGAAUUGCGUAAGAAGAAACUUGCAGCCACUGCAGCAGUAUCGCAACCUUCUCCUGUUGCAGGCGGGAAACGCUAUGCCGAUCUUGCAAGCAAACCAUCUGCAAUCACUCCCACGAUUGGAGGAGGCUGGGCCACUGUCGGCGCCGCUGGGAAGGUCAAAAUCCCAACAGGGCCAUCUGGUGCAGUUGCGCCUGUCCCUGUUCGUUCUGCCAGCAGUGCUUCUGUAGCUAGCCCCGCUGUUCGCACAAUACGCCCAGCAGCAUCUGCUCGCAGUGUAACCAUGGCUGGCAGUCAAACCGGUGGUAACGCUGCCAAUGAAGAGUUCAAGAAAUGGACAAGGGCUACUUUGAGUGGCAAGGAAGGCCUCAAUUCUGAUAUUGAUGUCGACGUAUUCAUGACUAUGUUAUCUUCAUUCCCAGACGAGGCUAGUAUUAUUGCUGAUGUCGUGUAUUCUAAUUCUCGUGUGAUGGAUGGUCGUCGUUUUGCUGAGGAAUAUAUUCGCCGCCACAAAUUGGCUGACAAGGGUAUUGUUGAGCUUGCUAAUACUGGAACAAAUGAUAAGUCUGGCGGAGGUGGAUGGAGUGAAGUCGCCAAGAAAGGGCCACCGAAGGAGGAACCUACAGCUGGCUUCAAAGUUGUGCCAAAUAAGAAGAAGGGAAAGAAGUAG